Molecule: messenger RNA, 706 nt
Organism: Leptonychotes weddellii (Weddell seal)
Lineage: Eukaryota; Metazoa; Chordata; Mammalia; Carnivora; Phocidae
Source: RefSeq, a predicted model, not a curated record
GCCUUAAAACACUGUGAAAUUCCUUUUUGCUAGCAGCAAGAGAAGCUGUCAAGCACAACAUGGAAAAAUUGGUACCAUUUCCUGGCCAGUAAGCACAGAACUGGGGAGCUCAAUAUUUAGUUUCUUGCAUUAUUGUUCUCAUGCUGUUUGUCUCUCCUCUCGCCUGCUCAGGGCUGAUUGUCGUGACCUUGGCUGUCUGCUGGAUGCCUAACCAGGUGCGGAGGAUUAUGGCGGCGGCCAAACCCAAGCACGACUGGCCCAAGACCUACUUCCGGGCGUACAUGAUCCUCCUCCCCUUCUCCUACACCUUCUUCUACCUGAGCUCCGUCAUCAAUCCGCUCCUGUACAACGUGUCCUCGCAGCAGUUCCGCAAGGUGUUCUGCCAGGUGCUCCGCUGCCACCUGACGCUGCCCCACGCCAACCGCAGCAAGCACCUGGGCGCCCACGUCACUUCCGCUGCCGCCAGCACCCGCUCGGCGCGCCGCCCCCUGAUCUUCAUGGCUUCCCGUUCCUCGGCGAGAACUGACAAGGUUUUCUCGAGCACUUUCCAGAGCAAGGACAAACCCGAGUCUAAGACCCAGCAAUGGAGUCUCGAGUCACUAGAGCCCAACUCAGAGAUGAAACCACCCACCUCUGCCGCAGGGAAUGGUUUACAGGAGCAUGAAGUGUGAAUGUCAAGUAUGGAAGCCUUGAGGGCUAACCGGCU